Drosophila eugracilis is the source of this 519-nucleotide messenger RNA. RefSeq lists its product as uncharacterized. The transcript is spliced from 3 exons. NCBI's taxonomy places the organism in Eukaryota, Metazoa, Arthropoda, Insecta, Diptera, Drosophilidae. Bases 36 to 488 code for a protein of 150 amino acids. The record is from RefSeq and is a predicted model, not a curated record.
AAUAUUAAUAAAAAUAUUCCUUGAAUUAUACUAUAAUGAGAAUGAAAAGAUCGCUUUACCUCUUAGUUUUCCUAAUACAGCACAUAUAUUCUUUGGGACACGGUUCGUCGGGUAAUGAUACAUAUGACUGUGGAGACUGCUCGGGUAUUGUUAACGAUAAUGGCAAAGUCACAGGAUCCUAUUGUCACGAAUCGGACCGAAAAUCGCUUUUGAAAAACAGAUGUCUCUAUGAAAGUGCGUUCCCGAAAUGCAUGCCGAAAUGCUACGAAGUAAAAUAUCCCAUUAAAGAGUAUUGCUGUUUUUGGUCACCGAAAGUGGGUUGCGCGAUAUUGGUGAACGAGAAGUAUUAUAAUGAUAAAGAUAUUUGCGAACGUUGCAGAUGUCGUUGUGAAAGGAAUAGGGAGUCAGGAAAAAACUCAUUAUCUGCACAAAAAUACAUAAUAUCGCUUUCGAUUAUUAUUGGUAUUAAAUUAAAAAAAGGAAUUUAAAAUUCCAUUAAAAUGUUGAGUAUUAUUCAAA